Messenger RNA from Episyrphus balteatus (marmalade hoverfly), 1249 nucleotides. Its product is annotated as annexin B10-like. The record is from RefSeq and is a predicted model, not a curated record. The transcript has 4 exons. Bases 146 to 1102 code for a protein of 318 amino acids. Lineage: Eukaryota; Metazoa; Arthropoda; Insecta; Diptera; Syrphidae. Gene Ontology annotation, molecular function: calcium-dependent phospholipid binding; calcium ion binding. Gene Ontology annotation, cellular component: cytoplasm.
AUAGUGGAUUACUCAUCAUCAUCAUCCAUUAAGACGUUCACUAAGAAAGUUGAAUUUUCUGUGUGUUAUCAAAAAAAUUUCGGUUUUAAAUCAAUAAAUCUUAUUUAGAGGGAAACUUUUCAAACUAUAUUCUCAAUACUCAAUAAUGGACUAUCAGCCAAGACCCUGUAUAGUUGCUGCACCCAAUUUCAAUGCAUCCGAAGAUGCCUCUGCUCUCCGAUCCGCCAUGAAAGGAUUCGGAACCGAUGAGGAGACAAUUAUUAACAUUCUCACAUCGAGAACAAAUAAGCAACGUCAACUUAUCAAAGAGGUCUUUAAUAAGGAAUACGAACGUGAUAUUAUCGAUGACCUUAAAGGGGAAUUGGGCGGUAACUUUGAGAAUGUUAUAAUUGCCCUCAUGACUCCAACUGAAGAAUACAUGUGUUCAGAGUUAAAUAAAGCUAUGGACGGAAUGGGAACUGAUGAAGAGACAUUAGUUGAAAUUUUAUGUAGCAAGUCGAAUGAAGAAAUCCAACAAAUUGUUACGUCUUACGAGAAGUUGUAUGGUCGGCCAUUGGCCGAGCAUAUGUGCAGUGAGACUUCGGGACAUUUUAGACGUUUGUUGACACUCAUUGUCACCGGAACUCGUGAUCCAAUUGGAUCGACUAAUCCGGAAAAGGCUAAAGAAGAUGCUGCUGCAUUGUAUGCAGCUGGAGAGGCUACUUUAGGUACUGAUGAAGAAGUUUUCAACUCAAUAAUGGCACAUUCAAGUUUUGCUCAAUUGCGAUUGGUAUUCGAUGAAUACAAAGAGCUGUCGGGUAUGACAAUUGAACAAGCUAUUAAACAUGAAAUGGAUGGAGCUCUGCAUGAUGCAAUGAUUGCGAUUGUUGAAUGUGUCCAGAGUCCAGCAGCCUUUUUCGCCAAACAGCUGCACAAAUCAAUGGAUGGAAUGGGUACAGAUGAUGAUCGUUUGAUUCGUAUCAUUGUCAGCCGUUCUGAGAUUGAUUUGGCAACAAUCAAAGAUGAAUUCGAGAGAAUCUAUGAUCGUACUUUGGUGAGCGCGAUUGCGAACGAAACUGGAGGUGAUUAUAAGAGAGCUCUUUGUGCACUCAUCAAGGAAUAAGGAAGUACCUUUAACUCUCUCGAAUCCGAAGUGCAUUAUGUUUAGUUAUGUAGUUCCAUUAAAAAAUAUUUAUGUCAAUUUAUUUGUGGUUGUUUAGAGAAAUAAAAAAAAAAAUAAAAUAAAUAAAAUAUAAGGGUCAAAAUCAUG